Molecule: messenger RNA, 3944 nt
Organism: Urocitellus parryii (Arctic ground squirrel)
Lineage: Eukaryota; Metazoa; Chordata; Mammalia; Rodentia; Sciuridae
Gene: Slc38a7
Product: solute carrier family 38 member 7
Biological process (GO): amino acid transmembrane transport
Cellular component (GO): membrane
Molecular function (GO): L-glutamine transmembrane transporter activity; L-asparagine transmembrane transporter activity
Source: RefSeq, a predicted model, not a curated record
CCGCCGCGGCCGAGCUCUGAUUUCCUGCAGGGUCGGAGCCGGUCCUCGCCGCGCCCAGCCUUUUGUUGCGCCACCCCUGCGCGCCUUAGCCCGGCGGGACUCCACCUAGUCCUAGGCCGGGAUCGAGUCCUCCGAUCGCCUCCCCAGUUACCCCCAAGUGUCCGGCCGGUCUCGCCUCAGGCCUGGGAAUCGGCCCCCGCCCCUGACUUAGCUCCCAGUGCAGCCCAACCCUCGUAUUUCAGGGCUCCAACCGCAGGCUGGACUGAGAACCCACUGGGAAUGGGAGCUGAGGGGCCUACUGCAUGUAGACUUUAGGCUUCCACCUUGACCCUGCCAGCUACCCACCGUGACCUUAGUUUAGUCGCUUUCCCUCCCCGCCGGCCCUUUUUCCUCUGAUCUGGCCCUCUGUUCCAUGAGUUAGUGUCAGAGCCUGUCAGUGCCCCCACCCCCUGCAGCUGAAGCCGGCCCAGAAACAGCCCACACUUUUCUCUCUUGACUGCAGAUUUUGAGUAACAUCUUGAGAAAGAAGAACUUGAGACCACAGAGGGAAGUAAAAAGAAUCUGAUACCAGCCCUUUGGGGAGAAAAAGCAUACCCCUUUCACCAGAGUCAAGCAGGUUGACAAGAGUCCUUAUAAGUUAAUAGCUCUGAACAGACAUUCCUUCAGCUACCACAGGAUGUGGCUGUGAGGCAGAACUUUCCAGAGCCCUUGCAGGAAGAAAGAAGGCCCUGGGCCAUGGCCCAGGUCAGCAUUAACAGUGACUACAGCGAGUGGGGCUCAAGCACAGAUGCUGGGGAGCGGGCCCGUCUGCUGCAGAGUCCCUGUGUGGACACGGCCCCCAAGAGUGAAGGCGAGGCUUCCCCGGAAGGUCUGGACAGAGGAACCACUUCCACGCUUGGAGCCAUCUUCAUCGUUGUCAACGCCUGCCUGGGCGCAGGGCUGCUUAACUUCCCGGCAGCCUUCAGCACCGCCGGGGGCGUGGCAGCUGGGGUCACGUUGCAGAUGGGUAUGCUGGUUUUCAUCAUCAGUGGCCUCGUCAUCCUGGCCUACUGCUCCCAGGCCAGCAAUGAGAGGACCUACCAGGAGGUGGUGUGGGCCGUGUGCGGCAAGCUGACGGGCGUGCUAUGCGAGGUGGCCAUCGCCAUCUACACCUUUGGCACCUGCAUCGCCUUCCUCAUCAUCAUCGGGGACCAGCAGGACAAGAUUAUAGCUGUGAUGGCAAAGGACCCCGAGGAGGCCAGCGGUGGCCCCUGGUACACAGACCGAAAGUUCACCAUCAGCCUCACUGCCUUCCUCUUCAUCCUGCCCCUCUCCAUCCCCAGGGAGAUUGGCUUCCAGAAAUAUGCCAGCUUCCUGAGCGUCGUGGGCACCUGGUACGUCACUGCCAUCAUUAUCAUCAAAUACAUCUGGCCAGAUAAAGAGAUGACCCCAGGAGACAUCCUGACCAGGCCGGCUUCCUGGAUGGCCGUGUUCAAUGCCAUGCCCACCAUCUGCUUUGGAUUUCAGUGCCACGUGAGCAGUGUGCCCGUCUUCAACAGCAUGCGGCAGCCCGAGGUGAAGACUUGGGGUGGGGUUGUGACAGCCGCCAUGGUCAUAGCCCUGGCUGUCUACAUGGGCACAGGCAUCUGUGGCUUCCUGACCUUUGGAGCUGCUGUGGACCCCGAUGUGCUCCUGUCCUACCCCUCCGAGGACAUGGCUGUGGCUGUUGCCCGAGCCUUCAUCAUCCUGAGCGUGCUCACCUCCUACCCCAUCCUGCACUUCUGUGGGCGGGCAGUGGUCGAGGGCCUGUGGCUGCGCUACCAGGGGAUGGCAGUGGAGGAGGACGUGGGGCGGGAGCAGCGGCGGCGAGUGCUGCAGACGCUGGUGUGGUUCCUGCUCACCCUGCUGCUGGCGCUCUUCAUCCCUGACAUCGGCAAGGUCAUCUCGGUCAUCGGGGGCCUGGCCGCCUGCUUCAUCUUCGUCUUCCCAGGUCUGUGCCUCAUUCAAGCCAAACUCUCUGAGAUGGAGGAGGUCAAACCAGCCAGCUGGUGGGCAUUGGUCAGUUAUGGAGUCCUCUUGGUCACCCUGGGAGCCUUCAUCUUUGGCCAGACCACAGCCAAUGCCAUCUAUGUGGAUCUCUUGGCAUAACCACUGCCUCCCAGGAAGCACAUGGCCUUGACCAUUGGACCCAGGAAUUCUCUCUUAGAGCUAUGGGGCCACCCAAGUCCAACAUCAUUCCAGCUGGUGKGAUGACACCAGACAUCCUUUUCCAGGAAUACUUCUGGGGCAGAAUCAGGCCCCACACCUGUGGACAGUUCAAGUUUAGCUCUCUUCCUGCUCCCCAGCCAUGGCUACGCUAUGGGUGGUGGCAAGUCUAUGUCACAAAGGAACUUCUUUCUCCUAACUCAACUUCAUGCCUGCAACCCCCACGGGUAGAGGAUCAGCAGGUACUAGAAGAACCAGUCUGAUUUCCCUCUGGAGAAAGACCACAUUGGAAGGGCCAGUGUCCUCCACAGAGCAGCCUGUCCUGAGUUGGGGUUGGGCAUAUACCCUCAGGCUCAGUGCUUGCUCCAGCCCAUCAGCAGCCAUGGACAGUAUUGGCUUCUUCUAGGAUCUGGCAAUUUCCAAAGGUAGAGCUGAAGUCUUACAAAUGGGAAGAAAUAGGUAGAUGCUGGCCUUGUCCAUUCCCUCUUGGACCCCUGAUGGCCUCUUUCYCAUGGCUGGCAUUUCCCAAAUCUUUAGGGACUGACUUUCUCCAAACCUGAUGGUCCAGGUUGAGCACCCUCUCUUCCYCCAUCCCCAGGUCUCACCAACUCUAAUGUUUACAAAUGGCGCCAGCCUGGUUCUGAAGCCAGGGGCCGCCCAUGCCACGGUGCUGUGAGUACUCCUCCAUUAGCUUUCCCCACGGGCAGAGGGUGGGGUCUGCUGCUUCUUUUGGAUUUCAGGUGGGCCACUCUUUUCAGAAACUCAAGGUGGGUGAGGGAGAAGGCUGGGAGCCUUUCAGACCCUCCAUGCAGGCUGGGCUGGCCAAGAUCCAGGUGAACCUCUGACCUCUUUUUCAGGGAUUGCUCCUCUCCUUGCCACUGUUCUGCCCCCUCCCCAAGCCAGCCCUAGUCUGAUGUCCCAGAGAGGACAGUGGGGUUGACAUUGGUAGGCCUGGAAGUUUCCAUUGCCAGGUGGAUCUUGGAUCACGUUCCUUUGUGUAGCUCCAUCUCUGAUUUAUGAACGUGUUUUGUUUUGUUCUGUUGUGGGGCAUGGGUGCCAAGCCCUCUCUCAGCUUCCUCAGCUCCAUACAUCCUUCACGCUUGCCCUCAGCAGCCUGUCAAUCACAUCAAGGUCACACCUUCAUUGUCGCAACACAAUUCUCUCCUUCCAUAUUCCCAUUUUGACCUCCUUGGCCCCUCACCCGCCCUUGUUCACUGUGGCAACUCCCAGGUACAGAAUCAGGCUUCCUCCUCCAGGAAUCCCCGUAUUUCCUUCAUCCCCCCUGCCUAAAAUCUCUGAACUGGGAGUGAGAGGGGCCCCCACCCAGUAGCUGCCACUCUGGGCAGUCCCACCUAGGCUGUGCAGGCCGGCUGGAGGCUGGUGAGGCUUUGUCCAACCUGAAGACUGGAUAAGCUGCCUUUCCAUACAUCUGCUCUUGAGGCCCAUUUCCCUGACCCCCGGGACCAGCCCCUUCUGCUGCUUGCUCUCGGGCUCCCGCCCAGUGGCGAGCCCCAUCAAGGCUAGGAGGCCAGCCUGCUGGCAGGGCUGAGGUGCCUCCCAGUGCUGCAUUUUAGGGUUGGGGGAAUAAUGUGGGGCCGCUGCACAGACAUGGGCCAGCCAGGAAGAAGAGCUGGAUCUGGCCUCUGGACCUAACCUCAGGAGCCUUCCCUCCCUCCCCAUCAGGGCCUCCCGAUGUUUGUUUUGUACUUUGGACACUCUCAAGAGGGAGGAUGGUGAAUAAAGGGAACUUGUGCUGCUGA